CGAGGCUCGACUUCUCGAGUCCUCGACUCUGUUCGACUUUCCGAGGGCCUACCCCUGCAUCUUCACCAUUCGAGGCCAGUCCGCCGUUCCCAAUCUAGUUUUGGAACGAGGCACCGGUCCUUUGGGGCGAGAUGGAUCAACGACUCGCAAGACAUGGACCUCUGGCAUUCUCUACCCGCCUUUCCGUAGGCUGUAGCACCCUCGUUUCCGCCAUGCAUGCUGGUCCUAUUGUCCUCAUCCUGGCCCAUGGUAUUGGUCGAAAGGUUGACGAUGGUGAUAUGCGCCCUCCACGAUUAUAAGUGUAGCACGCGUCCCCCGUUCUCCAGACCCUCUCCUCCUGGUCUUCUCAUCCCCGCCGUGCCAAUCCACAGACAACCUCACCAGCACACCAGGUCGGGCAUCGUCGACACUUCCUCACAGCCUGGGAUAGCGAACUCACCAAGACCACACCCCUCGUCCCCAGCCGUAGAUCCUGAACGGACCCAUUGAUCGCAACCAUGGUCACCGUCAGCAAGAACCUGGUGCAGUCCAAUGCCGUGGAGAACCUCGAGCAUGCCCGUGAGCAGGCGCCCAACUUCGAAAAGGUGACCUGGUACAAGGAGCCUUAUUUGCGCAAGCUCUACUUCCUGUCCAUCUUCCUGCUCGUCGGCUCCGCCACCACCGGCUACGAUGGCAUGCUGCUCAACACCUCCCAGCAGAUGGACGCCUGGAAGGGCUUCUUCCCCGAGUACGAAAACGACCACAAGCUCGGCAUCCUCAUCAACAUGUACAACAUUGGUUCCAUCAUCUCCUACCUCUUCACACCCUACAUCGCGGAUCGCGUCGGCCGUCGCCCGACUAUCAUGGCUGGCUGCGUCCUCAUGAUCGUCGGUGCCAUGCUCACGACCUUUGCCAACGGCUACAACAUGUACAUGGGCGGACGCUUCCUCCUCGGUUUUGGCAACUCCUUCUCCCAAAUGUGCUCGCCCAUGCUGCUCACCG
This is a messenger RNA of Emericellopsis atlantica, 981 nucleotides long. RefSeq lists its product as uncharacterized. The transcript has a single exon. Lineage: Eukaryota; Fungi; Ascomycota; Sordariomycetes; Hypocreales; Bionectriaceae. The record is from RefSeq and is a predicted model, not a curated record. The coding region runs from base 217 to 489 and encodes 90 amino acids.